Messenger RNA from Monomorium pharaonis (pharaoh ant), 1899 nucleotides. RefSeq lists its product as uncharacterized. The transcript is spliced from 6 exons. NCBI's taxonomy places the organism in Eukaryota, Metazoa, Arthropoda, Insecta, Hymenoptera, Formicidae. Bases 368 to 1609 code for a protein of 413 amino acids. The record is from RefSeq and is a predicted model, not a curated record.
CAUUUUUAUAUAAGAAGUAAUCUCGUAGUUGCGCUGCGUCCGACAACAGCUAUCGAACGUAUCGGAUACGUUCAGAGUAAUCGUGUAACAGAGUGAAGAUAACGACAAGGAAAGCGGAGAAAACAAAGAGGAUUUUGCACGAUAUCGCCGCGCCGUUUUUAUCCGACCAGUAAAGUGAGCGGAUCGAAUUGUUCACAAGACCGUUUAAGAUCAUUUGGUGAUAUAUGGGCCGAUAACUAGGAUUCGAUAACGAGCAAUUUACGCUCGUGUAUAAAGAAAGAAAAAAGGACAAAAUAAGCAACAUCCGCUCGAUCUCCCGGAGAUAAGAGGCAUCGGGCAAGCAGGAAAGGCAAGGGGAGGAAAAAAAAUGGCAGAAAACGAGAAAAUCGUGCCGGACGAGCGACUGUACGAUUAUUUGCGUACGUAUGCGAAAAGCAUCCAGUUAAGAUCCCCGAAAUUUCGCAUAACCGAGGGCAGCAGUAAAGGCGAUAAUUACGUUAGUGUCGUUUAUCGCGUCACGAUCGAGGGAAUCGAGGAAUGGAACGAGGCCAAGAAACUCGAGCUCGUUCUCAAAACCACGCGGAACUACGCCAGCGACGAUAUUUUGACAAGCAGCAGGGUCACAGAACUAUUCGAGCGCGAGGCAUUUUUCUAUCAGGAGAUAUUGCCUAUUUUCAAAGAGACUAUGAAGAACCACGGCGGAAUGCACGACCGCUUCCCUAUUUUAUACGACGUCAACGAUGAAUCCGGAAAAGAGAUACUGCUGUUAGAAAACCUAACGCCCCAAGGUUUCGUGAUGUCAAAGUCAAAAAUUAUGGAUUAUCCGCAUCUCAAGUUAGUGAUGCGAUGUCUAGGUGAAUUUCAUGCAUAUAGCUUCAUUACACAAGCGGCGAAUCCAACGGGUUUCGAGAAAAUGAGGCAAAUGAAAGAACACGUAUUUCGAGAAGUAGAAAAUAGUAGCGAACAAUUAGAGGCUAAAGAGAGAAUGGAGAACAUGAGUAAAACGCUCUUUGACGUCGUGCUUAAGGCUUUAGCAAACGAAGACAAACAUUAUUCCGAAAGGUACCAACGAUUCAUGGAGAAUAUGUCACAAAAUAUGUUUGAUGCAACUAAUGGAAAAGAAAUUGAACCAUACGCCGUUGUAAACCACGGUGAUUGUUGGACUAACAACAUGCUCUUCAAAUACGACCAAGAGAAAAAUCCGUGCGACUUGCGUUUCGUAGAUCUUCAGAUAUGUCGUUACGCAUCUCCCGUUUUAGAUCUAGUUUAUAUACUCUUCUGCUGCUGCACGCAAGAAACAAGGAGUAAAUGUUUUAAUCAGCUAAUUAAAGACGUAUAUUACAAAACACUAUCUGACACUAUAAAGAAGGCUGGUUACGAUCCUAAUGUACUCUUUCCUUACGAGAUAUUAUUACAACAUUUUACCAAAUUCGGGAAAUACGCAGCAGGAAUGGCUACUUUCACUGUACAUAUAUUUACUACUAACGACGUAGACUUAAAAAUUGCAUUUGACACUAAUUCGCUCUUAGAAAGAAUAGAAACUGAUAGCGUUUAUAGAAAUAUGUUAAUAGAGACCUUCAAAGAUAUUAUUGAUAGAAAUUAUAUUUAAAUUAAUACUUUCACAAUAACAUGGACAUAUUGCGAUACCAAAAGAAAGAAAGGGACUCUUGUAGUUAAAACAAAAUGCUAUAUAUUAAACUUAGACACCAAUGUAGCUAAUUACACAUGUUCAUACAAGCCUACCUCAUCAGGUUAAGGGAAUUUCGUGACUUAUCGUGAAUGACUCAUUUACAUAAACAUAAUUUAUAAAAAUUGUAUAUUUUAUGUUUCUGAAUAGUUAGAAAUAUCGGACAUUUUAUUUUGACUUUUAUCAAAUAAAAAUUUAUUAAAAUCUCUAAA